Messenger RNA from Salarias fasciatus (jewelled blenny), 1792 nucleotides. It is a transcript of the gene dusp2, whose product is annotated as dual specificity phosphatase 2. Bases 116 to 1063 code for a protein of 315 amino acids. The transcript is spliced from 4 exons. Gene Ontology annotation, biological process: negative regulation of MAPK cascade; endoderm formation; protein dephosphorylation. Gene Ontology annotation, molecular function: MAP kinase tyrosine/serine/threonine phosphatase activity. The record is from RefSeq and is a predicted model, not a curated record. NCBI's taxonomy places the organism in Eukaryota, Metazoa, Chordata, Actinopteri, Blenniiformes, Blenniidae. Gene Ontology annotation, cellular component: nucleus; cytoplasm.
CAAAUAGAUUAUUUAAGCUUGCAACGAAACUUUUUUUUUUAAAUCAUUUAUCAUUUUAAGUCGUUAAUCAUUGAUAUUUUUUGACUUUGAAAUUAUAUUUACCCCAUUUUUAGUCAUGAUCUCCACCAGCGAGCCUUUAGAGAUCGCAGGCAGUGAGCUGGUCCACAUUCUCCGGACCCCCAGGGAUCAGUACACCUCUGCCGGGUGCGUGGUGCUGGACUGCAGACCCUUCCUCGACUUCUCCCUGGCGCACAUUUCCGAGUCCCGCAACGUGAACUGGAACUCGAUGCUGCGCCGCAGGUCCAAAGGCUCCGUGGUGGCUCUGGAGUGGCUCAUCCCGGACAAGGCGUUCCUGUCCCGGCUGCGGAGCGGGGAGUUCUCCCCGGUGGUGGUGGUGGACGACCGGAGCGGCUCCGUGGCCGAGCUGAAGGCGGAGAGCGUGGCCCAGAUGCUGCUCACGGCCCUGCAGAACGAAGCUCAGACGCACAUCUGUUUUCUGCAAGGUGGAUUUGAGGGAUUUUCAGAGGCCUAUCCAGAGCUUUGUUACAGCUCCGCCAGCAAUCACCUCUCUGCUGUGGAGCCAGAGCCAGCAGUGACAGGCCGCAGCACACCAGCCUACGAUCAGGAUGGCCCGGUGGAGCUGUUGCCCUUCCUGUUUUUGGGGAGUGCCAUCCACUCGUCCCGCCGAGAGGCCCUGGCAGCAGCAGGCAUCACAGCUGUGCUCAACGUGUCCUCCACCUGUCCCAACUUUUACGAAGGCGAGCUUCAGUAUCUUCGACUCACUGUGGAGGAUACUCUGGCCGCUGACAUCAAGGCAUGCUUUUCCACAGCUAUAGCCUUCAUAGACUCAGUGAAGCAGAGCGGCGGCCGGGUGCUGGUGCAUUGUCAGGCAGGUAUCUCCCGCUCAGCCACCAUCUGUCUGGCCUACCUCAUGCACACGCAGCGCGUUCGGCUGGAGGAGGCCUUCGACUUUGUCAAGCAGCGACGCCACGUCAUCUCCCCCAAUCUGGCCUUCAUGGGACAGCUGCUGCAGUUUGAGACUGACGUCCUCUGUCAGGGAUGAAGAUCCAGAUGCAGUGAGGACAUUUGUGUGACUCGAUGGCAUUUCUUUGGGAUUCCAGCAUUAUCAGUAUGCAAGACAUGUGUAUUACUGUUCUGUAUGUACUAUUUAAACUAGUACAUCUAUGACGCGUGCUCUGUGCAUUCAGAGAAAAAGCCGCUUGUGUUGCUGGCGUCACAUGGCUGGAUUCCUGCUGACAAAUGAGUUCCUGAUUCAACAAACAGCAGCUGGCAGUGAAACCCCACUUUAAUAACCACAUUAUGAACUGUGAUUCUGAGCCAGCAAGUCGGAGCAGCCACCAGGUUGUUGCUUUCCCCGCUGUUUUGUGCUCGAAGGCAGUUGUGCCUGCUGGUCUGGUUUUGACUUAUGUGCCUGAUCAUUUGUAAGGGCUGCCCUGCUUUAAUACAAGAGUCACUCCUCAAUACAGAUAACUGAAGUGUGAAGUCAUUCCACAACAGUGAGUUAACUAGUCACAGCAAUAACACAUGAAUCUCACCUUUUCGUCUAUAAAAUACACUAAGAUACAAGCUGAUGCCUGGUCGCUUUAGUUAAGUUAAAGAGGAGGAAUUUGUUUUCUCAAUGUAAAUAGGAUUUGUCUUUUGUAUUUAUUAUUUGUUAUGAAAGUAUUACCAAUGUUCAUUUCGGUGACUGCACUUUAUACCUCUCAAGUUUGGACUUGUUCCUACUAUUGUGGGCUUUUUUUUUCCACAGAAAUAAAGAAACAAACAAACA